Messenger RNA from Ceraceosorus guamensis, 3461 nucleotides. Its product is annotated as putative UBA1-ubiquitin-protein ligase, E1-like enzyme. Gene Ontology annotation, cellular component: cytoplasm; SUMO activating enzyme complex. The transcript is spliced from 7 exons. The record is from RefSeq and is a predicted model, not a curated record. Gene Ontology annotation, molecular function: SUMO activating enzyme activity. Lineage: Eukaryota; Fungi; Basidiomycota; Exobasidiomycetes; Ceraceosorales; Ceraceosoraceae. Bases 240 to 3323 code for a protein of 1027 amino acids. Gene Ontology annotation, biological process: protein sumoylation.
GUCACAGCGACAACCCUCCUCGUCUACUUCCAUCAUUCCGUUGAAUUCAAAUCUCCGCACUCUCCUUCAAAGCAACCCAGAUCAAGCGUCUUUGAAGCAGCAAUAGCCAGACUCGCGAGUACAGGCACUCUCUCUCACAAAAUCGAACACCGUCUCGCUCGAGGAGUCACCUGCUCGUUUACCCAUUUGCCACCGCCGUCCUUCGAUCCAUUCGCUCAGCCAGACGACACGUAGCCACAAUGCCAGCAAUGGACGUGGAUGCGCCUCAGUCGUCCAUCGACGAGGGCCUCUACUCUCGUCAGCUUUAUGUGCUGGGCCACGAUGCAAUGAAGCGCAUGGCCGUGUCCAAUGUCCUGGUCGUCGGUCUGCGAGGUUUAGGAGUCGAAGUAGCCAAGAACAUUUGCUUGGCAGGUGUCAAAUCCGUCACCUUGUUCGAUCCUCACACUGUCAACAUCGAGGAUUUGUCCACUCAAUUCUUUCUGAGGCCUGAAGAUGUGGGAAAGAAGAGCAGAGCUGAUGCUACCGCUCCGCGAUUAGCAGAGCUCAACACCUACGUGCCUGUACGGGUACUGGAGGAGCCUGCGCUCUCCAAAGACGCUCUGUCUAAAUUCCAAGCCGUGGUAGUGACGAACGAGUCUUUGGAAAAGCAGCUGGAGAUCAACGAUUGGACGCACGGCACCUCGACCCACUUCAUCGCUGCAGACGUGCGAGGCCUGUUCGGAUCCGUCUUCAACGACUUUGGACACAAAUUCCUCGUCAAUGAUCCCACCGGCGAGCAGCCCCUCAAUGGCAUGAUCGUAUCGAUCGACUCAGACUCGAAUGGUAUCGUGACCACGCUCGAUGAAACCAGGCAUGGACUCGAGGAUGGCGACUACGUCUCUUUCAGCGAGGUGCAGGGGAUGGAGGCCCUGAAUGCUGCUGAGCCGCGAAAGGUGACAGUGAAAGGACCAUACACCUUCUCCAUCGGCGACACCACUGGUAUGGGCGAGUACAAGCGCGGAGGUAUCUUUACUCAGGUCAAGCAGCCCAAGACGAUUGACUUCAAAUCUCUGCGCGAGAGUCUCAAGUCACCAGAACACCUCAUCUCUGAUUUUGCCAAGUUCGACAGACCGCCCAGUCUCCAUGCUGGCUGGCAAGCCCUAUCAGCGUUUUGGAAGUCUCAAGGCAGGCUACCAAAAGCACGCAGUGCCACUGAUGCUAACGCCGUCCUGGCGCUCGCCCAGGACAUCCACAAAGAAAGCGGCGAUGAGUCCGAGCUACAAGAAAAGGUAGUCAGGGAGCUCGCAUUGCAGGCAACAGGAGACCUUUCGCCGAUGGUCGCUUUCAUCGGUGGCUUCGUCGCGCAAGAAGCGCUCAAAGCUUGCUCAGGCAAAUUCCAUCCUCUCGUACAAUACCUUUAUGUCGACUCGCUCGAGUCCUUGCCGGCCAAGGUGCCGGAGCUGCCCGAGUCCGAAUUUGCACCGAGGAAUUCGAGAUACGAUGGACAGAUUGCCGUUUUUGGAUCCAGCUUCCAAGAGAAGCUAGCAAACGUCAGGCAAUUCCUGGUCGGCUCUGGUGCCAUUGGAUGCGAGAUGCUCAAGAACUGGAGCAUGAUGGGGCUGGGUUCCGGACCCGAGGGAGCAAUACACGUCACGGACAUGGACCAGAUCGAAAAGAGUAACCUCAACAGGCAAUUCUUGUUCCGACCCAAGGAUGUCGGGCACUUCAAGGCGGACACGGCUGCUGCUGCAGUAGCUGAGAUGAACACCGACCUCAAAGGCAAAAUUCACAGCCACCAGAACAGAGUUGGACCCGAGACCGAGGACGUAUACGGCGACGCUUUCUUCGCAUCGCUCACGGGCGUCACGAACGCGCUCGACAAUGUUCAAGCACGUCAGUAUAUGGACCGUCGAUGCGUUUACUACGAAAAGCCCCUGUUGGAAAGCGGCACGUUGGGCACAAAAGCGAACACUCAAGUUGUCUUGCCUCACCUCACUGAGAGCUACUCGAGUUCUCAAGAUCCGCCAGAGAAGUCAAUUCCUGUCUGCACGCUCAAGAACUUCCCCAAUGCCAUCGAACACACCAUUCAAUGGGCCCGCGAGCAGCUCGACGACUACUUCACCAAGCCAGCGGAGAAUGUCAAUCAGUAUUUGACGCAGCCUGACUAUGUAGAGACAAGCCUGAAGAGUGGUGGAUCACAGAAAGACCAAUUGGAGCAGAUCAGGACUUUCUUGGUGGAGGAAAAGCCUAUUUCUUUCGAGCAGUGCAUCGCUUGGGCAAGGCUGAAGUUUGAAGAGAAUUACAGCAACACAAUCAGGCAACUUCUGUUCUCUUUGCCCGAGGACGCGGUCACCUCAAGCGGUCAGCCUUUUUGGUCAGGUCCGAAGCGUGCUCCCAAGCCCAUCACCUUCGAUGUCAAGGACCCCAUCCACCUCGAGUAUAUUGUCGCGGCGGCCAACCUGCACGCUUUCAACUACGGUCUCAAAGGCUCAACGGACCCUCAGGUCUUUGCAGAGGUGUUGAGCAAGGUCCAAGUGCCCGAAUUUGUGCCCAAGAGUAACGUCAAGUUUCAAACGAACGAGAAAGAAGCUGCUCAGCCCGCUGAGCCUGCUGCCGCACCAGGCUCAGAAGGUGACUUGACAGAAAUUGCUAGCUCUCUGCCCACGCCUGCUAGCCUUGCUGGAUUCAGACUGCAGCCGGUCGAUUUUGAGAAGGACGAUGACUCGAACCAUCAUAUCGACUACAUCACUGCCGCGUCCAACCUGAGAGCUAUCAAUUAUGGCAUCCAACCUGCUGACAGACACAAAACUAAGGGCAUUGCUGGAAAGAUCAUUCCUGCUAUCGCGACUACGACCGCAAUGGCUACGGGUCUCGUCUGCUUGGAGCUGUACAAAAUCAUCGAUGGCAAGGAUGACAUUGAGCAGUACAAGAAUGCUUUCGUCAACAUCGCCCUCCCCUUCAUGGCGUUCUCUGAGCCCAUCGCUGCUCCGAAAUUCAAGUAUCCCAGUCCCGACGGAGAAGUUACAUGGACGCUGUGGUCCAGAUUCAAGGUGCCCGGCAACCCAACAUUGCAAGAGUUCUUGCGCCUGUUUGAGGAGAAGCAUGGCUUGGAGAUUACGAUGCUCUCUUCGGGUGUGUCCAUGCUUUUCUCUGGAUUCAUGCCGCCAAAGAAGAGGGAAGAGAGGCUUAAGAUGUCCAUGAAGGAGCUGGUGGAGAAUGUCAGCAAGAAGCCUGUGCCACCUCAUGCCCGCUGGUCCGUCUUUGAAGCGAUGACCGAUUCGGUCGUGACGCAGGACGACGUCGAGGUGCCCUUCAUCCAGGUUGAGCUUCAACCUGCUGCCUAGGCGCGCGGACACAUCGCUCGAAGCUAGGACUCCACAUGUAUGCCAUACGGGCCACGGAUGGGCAAAGAGAGCAAAGAAGUAGAAAUUUUGCGAACGGGUCGUGAUGCGUGAUUCGUGCGCUGGCGCUCUGAAGUCGGG